Messenger RNA from Acanthopagrus latus (yellowfin seabream), 1092 nucleotides. Its product is annotated as cytochrome c-b-like. Gene Ontology annotation, cellular component: mitochondrial intermembrane space. Gene Ontology annotation, molecular function: electron transfer activity; heme binding. The coding region runs from base 167 to 484 and encodes 105 amino acids. Gene Ontology annotation, biological process: mitochondrial electron transport, cytochrome c to oxygen; mitochondrial electron transport, ubiquinol to cytochrome c. NCBI's taxonomy places the organism in Eukaryota, Metazoa, Chordata, Actinopteri, Spariformes, Sparidae. The transcript has 3 exons. The record is from RefSeq and is a predicted model, not a curated record.
AGGUCAGCUGACUGGUGACGUUUUUAACCGGGAGACCUCACUGGGAGGAAGCACAUUUAUGUGAAUCAGUGGUCUGGUGACGGAGCCGACAGCAGGACCUGAAGAAAAAAGCGGAGGAAUUCAGUCUCAGUACGUCGGUUGAACACAUAUUAAGAAAAGAGAAACCAUGCCUGCAGACCUCGCCAAAGGAAAGAAGGCAUUCGUCCAGAAGUGUGCCCAGUGUCAUACUCUGGAGCAGGGUGGAAAGCACAAGGUUGGGCCCAACCUUUGGGGUCUGUUUGGACGCAAAACAGGCCAGGCAGAGGGCUACUCCUACACCGAUGCCAACAAGAGCAAAGGCAUUACUUGGGAUGACGACACCCUGAUGAUUUAUCUGGAGAACCCAAAGAAAUACAUUCCAGGAACAAAAAUGAUCUUCGCCGGCAUCAAGAAGAAGAAUGAGCGAGCUGACCUCAUAGCCUACAUCAAGUCUGCAACUUCAUAAAGAACUCUUCAUCCGCGUAGCUUUGCCAAUUUCUGUGUCGGGAGGACUCUUCAUUCUUUCAAGAUCAGGCAGAAUGAGAAACUGAGAAUCGUUGGCAUGAUACGUUUUGUCACAGCUGUGCCUCUGUUUCUGACACGAUCCUUGUUUGUGGUGGAGUAAACGAUAUCCCCUGGUUUUAACAGGUUACUUUUUAACAUAAAUUAUUGAACCAUUUACUGUGUUUCAGAAUGUGAGGACUGAAAGCUGUGUAGUUUGUUUUCCAGUUAACUGUCAUCCAAUCUUUGUGUAUUCUCAGUUGUUUCUUGGUUUAUAAUCAAGUUUGUCUUAAUGAUUGUUCUGAGAAUGAAUGAAUGAUAUUUCAACAGUCUUUUCUUAUGUCCUGUUUGAUUUUCAAGUUGAAUAAAAUCAAGACUAAAUGUCUUUCUUUUGGUAACUUACAAUAAAUACCUGGAACAAAAUGAUACACACAUACAAUGUAUUGUCAGAUAUGCUGGACUGUGUGCAUGUUUUUUAUCAUUUUCCCACUCAGUGGUGGUGGAUAAAUAUUUGACCUGUCUUCUACAUUUUAAUAUUUAUACAACCAGUACCUCAUCAUUGGAAUAUCUUAG